Myodes glareolus (Bank vole) is the source of this 1165-nucleotide messenger RNA. The record is from RefSeq and is a predicted model, not a curated record. Lineage: Eukaryota; Metazoa; Chordata; Mammalia; Rodentia; Cricetidae.
GUGAAUGCUUGUCUGCUCCUCCUAUUCUGGUCUCUCCUCUCCUUCAGCAUGAUGGAACUGUGGCUGCCCAGAGGCCCCUGGGUGGCAGCUGUGAUCCUGACACUGAUGGUGCUGAGCUCUUCCAUGGCUUUGGUGAGGGACCCCCGACCUUGGUUUUUGGAACAAGUUAAACACGAGUGUCGUUUCUACAACGGGACUCGGCGCGUGCGGUUUCUGGACAGAUACUUCUACAACCAGGAGGAGUACGCACGCUUUGACAGUGAUGUGGGCGAGUACCGCGCAGUGAACGAGCUGGGGCGGCCUGACUCCCAGUACUGGAACAGCCAGGAGGAGCUCCUGGAGCAGAAGCGGUCCCUUGUGGACACGUACUGCAGAUACAACUACCAGGUUGCAGAGGGCUUCACUGUGCAGCGGAGAGUUGAGCCCCAGGUAACUGUGUACCCAACAAAGAAGCGGCCCCAGGAUCACCACAACCUCCUGGUCUGCUCUGUGAGUGGCUUCUACCCUGGCCAGAUUGAAGUCAGAUGGUUCCGGAAUGGCCAGGAGGAGAAGGCUGGGGUUGUGUCCACAGGCCUGAUCCGGAAUGGAGACUGGACCUUCCAGACCCUGGUGAUGCUGGAGACGGUUCCUCAGAGUGGAGAGGUUUACACCUGCCAGGUGGAGCAUCUCAGCCUGACCAGCCCUGUCAGAGUGGAGUGGAGGGCUCAGUCCUCAUCUGCACAGAACAAGAUGUUGAGUGGAGUCGGGGGCUUCGUGCUGGGUCUGCUCUUCCUUGCCCUGGGGCUGUUCAUCUACUUCAGGAGCCAGAAAGGUCAGUCUGGACUCCAGCCGACAGGACUCCUGAGCUGAGCUGAGGUGACAAGGCUGAAGGAAGGAGCUCCCCCUGUCUCCAUGUCAUGAAAUUGUUUCCUUCUUGGCUUCAGUUCCUCCACUGACAGUGCUUCCCUAGGACCUGGCUCCUCCUGGUUAUGGACCCUGCAGACCUGUUCUCCCUGAUGGCCUGUUCAACCCCACCUGUGCCUAGAGUCCCAGGACAGAAGUCCCCUCGCCUCCCCUGCCCUGCUUCCUUUUGUCCCCUGCCCUUUGUCUGAGUUUCUGAGCCAGGUUGCUGUGAUGACACUUUCUCACAUUUUUUUUUUCUCAAAUAAACAGAAAAUCAAGAUCA